UCCAUCCAAGCUUGCUGCUGCCUGCUAGCGUCCCUAAUGAGCAAUGAGGCGCGCGAACGCAAAGCCCAUUGCCCGCCGCUUCGGCACAUGCACUGUGAACACCCGACCAGUCAACUCCUUCAAAGAACUUCAUGGUCACCUUAUCAGGAAACACCUUCACACAGACCCAAUCUCGAUGUUCGAAAUUAUUAAAUGGUAUGCACUAUCCCCUGCAAAUUUACUCACAGCCCAAUUUGCUUUUGAUCAAAUCAACCACCCCAAUUUGUCGCUUUGGAACCUCAUGAUCCGGGGUUGGUCACACAGUGAUCAGCCCAGGGAAGCAAUUCGUGUGCAUAACCGUAUGUAUCACCAAGGACUUCAUGGUAACAAUUUGACUCUCAUUUUUAUUGUUAAGGCUUGUGCUAGAGUUUCUGAUGUUUUAUAUGGUAAAUUAGUUCAUUCCCACUCUUUCAAGCUUGGAUUUGAGUCUUAUCUUUAUGUCUCUAAUGCCUUGAUUCAUUUGUACGCUUCUUGUGGUGAUCUGGGUCUUGCGCAGAAGUUGUUUGAUGAAAUGGGUGAAAGAGAUUUGGUUUCUUGGAAUUCUUUGAUAUGUGGGUAUAGCCAAUGCAAUAAAUUUAGAGAGGUUUUGGGUAUUUUUGAGGCAAUGCAGGCGGCAAAUGUGAAGGCUGACGCAGUCACGAUAAUGAAGGCUGUUUUGGCAUGCUCUGUUUUGGGUGAGUGGGAUUUUGCUGACUCAAUGGUUGAGUACGUUGAGGAAAAUCACGUCCCAAUUGAUCUCUACCUGGGAAACACCCUGAUAGAUAUGUAUGGACGACGGGGUAUGGUUGAUUUGGCCCAAGAAGUAUUUGAUUGGAUGAAGCAGAGAAAUACAGUUUCUUGGAAUGCGUUAAUUAUGGGUUAUGGAAAAGUGGGAAACUUAGUAGCUGCUCAGAAGUUGUUUGAUGAGAUGCCACAGAGAGAUGUGAUAUCAUGGACUUCCAUGAUCACUGGUUACUCCCAAGCUAACCAAUUUACAGAGGCAAUUAGACUUUUUAACGAAAUGAUGGCUGCUCAGGCGAAGCCUGAUGAAAUUACUGCUGCUACCGUGCUUUCUGCAUGUGCCCAUCUAGGGUCACUGGAUGUUGGAGUAGUAGUUCAUGACUACAUACGCAAGAAUGAUGUAAAAGUCGAUGUUUAUGUAGGAAAUGCCUUGAUAGAUAUGUAUUGCAAAUGUGGAGUGGUGGAGAAAGCAUUGGAGGUGUUUAAAGAGAUGAGGAUCAAGGACAGUGUGUCGUGGACUUCAGUUAUCACAGGCCUUGCUGUGAAUGGUUGUGCAGAUUCUGCUCUCGAACUUUUUUCACAAAUGUUGAGUGAAGGUGUUCAACCUUCUCAUGGGGUCUUUGUUGGCAUUUUGCUAGCCUGUGCUCAUGCCGGGUUGAUUGACAAAGGAUUGGAAUAUUUUGAAAGUAUGGAAAGGGUUUAUGGGCUGAAACCCGAAAUGAAACAUUAUGGAUGUGUUGUGGAUCUUCUGAGUCGCUCUGGCAAUGUAGAAAGGGCAUAUGAGUUCAUCAAACAAAUGCCAAUAGUUCCAGAUGUUGUGGUGUGGAGGAUAUUAUUGAGUGCUUCUCAGCUUCACAGAAAUGUGCCCAUGGCUGAGAUUGCAUCGAAGAAGCUUCUUGAAGUGGAUCCAUCUAACAGUGGUAACUAUGUACUAUCUUCUAAUACUUACGCUGGCUCAGAUAGAUGGGAAGAUGUUAUUAGAAUGAGAGGGAUGAUGGAAGAGAGUAAUGUUCAGAAACCAUCAGGUAGUAGUUCCAUAGAAAUAGACAGUUCUACGAAUUCUCAUAAUACUUGUUUUAUUCGACAUUAAGAUAGGAAAAAGGUAAGUUGACC
Molecule: messenger RNA, 1872 nt
Organism: Prosopis cineraria
Lineage: Eukaryota; Viridiplantae; Streptophyta; Magnoliopsida; Fabales; Fabaceae
Product: pentatricopeptide repeat-containing protein At2g22410, mitochondrial-like
Exons: 1
Coding region: 44-1849 (601 amino acids)
Biological process (GO): RNA modification
Molecular function (GO): RNA binding; protein binding
Source: RefSeq, a predicted model, not a curated record